AUGGCCGAAGCUGCAGGCUACAACGCCUUCGUCUUCGUGCGGCAUGGACCGGUGGCAGGUGCGUACAAGCCAUUGGACGCUAGAAGUGUCGGAGCAUGGACCUGUGCUGAUGAGUGGCUCCUGUCGCUGGACAACCUCUUCGUGUUUCAUUUGAUCUUUCAGCUCUACAAAACACCUUCCCAGGUGGUGCACAAGGCGCUCUUCCUGGGAAUCAUUGGAGCCGUGAUUUGCCGCCUGGGCUUCUUUGCCAUCGUCAGGGAGCUCCUGGAUUUUGUUAGCUGGCUUCGUAUCAUCUUCGGCAUAUUCUUGAUAUGGAGUGGUGUCCAAGCUGCAAAGGAAGAGGAGGAGGGCGAGGCCGUGAACACAACUCCGGUAAAAGCUCUCCGCUGGCUUUUGGGGAAUCGGCUGCUGGACCACUACGGAAAGGACGCAGGCAACCUGAUCGUCUGGCGCGACGGGAACAUGGCCUUCACUUUGUUGCUGCCUGUGGUUUGCUGCCUGGAGAUAACCGAUGUGGUUUUUGCACUCGACAGCGUCAGCGCCAAGGCGGCCCAGAUUCCCGACUACUGGAUCUCGGUGUCUUCCUCCAUCUUGGCGAUGUUUGCCUUACGUGCCAUGUUCUUCGUCGUCCAAGAUUUCGUGGCCAUGUUCGAACUGAUGAAGUACGGCUUGUGCUGCAUUUUGGUGUUCAUCGGGAUCGAGCUCAUCUGUUCAGACUAUUUCGUGCUGCCGCCCCAGGAUUGUUUGUGCUAUGUCGUUUGGAAUGCAAUCUGCAUUGCCGUGCAAGCCAACAUUCUCGGCCAGAACCAGACGAAGGUCUUCAUCGUCUCAAUCUUUGGCUCCGCGGCCCUCAUAAAUAAUGGUGGAACAGACCGGCAGAAGGCUGCAACGGAUCGCAAUGUGCCAUUUGCUGACAUGUUGUUUUCAGUCCUCCCUACAACUCCAGCUCCCCCUUCCCAAUCCGAAGCCACGGGCCUGGUGUGCCUACAGACGCUGCAGGCGGUGGCAGAUGGGACGCAAAUAAAGACUCGAGCUUUCGUUGCCACGGUGACGGUGGACGACUUCUUGCCGGCGAGGCUGAACCGAGAACUUCUAGCUGGGCGCAGAAACCAGUACGAGGCGUACGCGUCUUCGAGCGGGAAGCAAGAUGCGAACCUGGAGGACGAGCGAGACGUUUUGUCGUCGGUCAGCGAUGUUGGCAUCGUGACUCCGACAGCCGACAACAACAAGCAAUCGAGCUUAAAAAGCCGCUUCUCGGCGUCUGUGUUCCAGCAUCGUUUGAUGCGAUUGGAUGUGGUGGCCUUCGGCGACAGCAACAUCGAUCGGGAAGAUGUGCGAGUUUUCUGUGUGGUGGUCGCUGGAUUCAUCCGGCGCAGGAUAAUGGCUGAUCUGGGGAGCGGAUACCGGGCGAAGUACUUCAAGCACUCCCGGAGACCGCCCGACGGUUUGCUGAUCGCCGUGAAGAGCGGCGCCUUCAAAACCUCUCCGGAGUGGAUCCUUGGCGAAGAUCAAGGCUUCGCGCUGGGAGGCGUUGACUUGGAACACCAGUGUGGGGCAAAGAUUCGCGUCGUCACCGGGCACAUGAAAGGGGGUCGUCCUGCGCAGCUCCAAGCCUUCGCAGAGUUUGCUUCCGCGGAGAGCUCCGCCGAUGUAGAGAUCCUCACA
Molecule: messenger RNA, 1665 nt
Organism: Symbiodinium sp. CCMP2592
Lineage: Eukaryota; Dinophyceae; Suessiales; Symbiodiniaceae
Source: the annotation of a GenBank genome assembly